CUCUCUCUCUCUCUGACACGUUCACUCGGCCGCCUGCAGUUAGCAGAAGCAGAAGCAGAAGUCUGCCUGUGAGCUCGGACACGAGACGACGACCACAACGACGACGGUGAGCAUCGGACCGCCCGGAAGAACCCUCAGACCCAAGACUGACCCGACCCCAGCACGUGGAGAGAGAGAGAGCGAGAGAGAGAGAGAGAUUUAGGACAGAGGGAGAGAGUGAAAUAACUAGAAAGAGAGAGAGAGAGAAGAAGAGAGAAGCGUAGAGAUGGCCAUGUCCGAUCUGACGGAGGAUGACCUGGAGGAAUGUCUUCUGGAAGAGGCGGAGGAUGUUUUCUACGAUGGAGUGUCGUCCCGUUUCCCGGAGAUCAUGGCUGCGGGGACACACUCGCCCGGAGGCCCUAACGGCAUCAUCCGCAGCCAAUCAUUCGCCGGCUUCAGCACCCUGCAGGAGAGACGCUCGCGGUGUAACUCGUUCAUGGGGAACUCCGUGGUCCAGAGGAAGGCCCAGUCCAAAGCCAAGAGGCCCCAUCUGUCCAAGUCCAGCAGUGGCAGCAGCUCCAGAGAACCACAACCCAAACGCCUGGAGGAGGUGUACUGCACACUCAAACAGGGCCUAGAUGAGUACUUGGAGGUGCACCAGUCAGAGCUGGACAAGCUCACCUCCCUCAUGAAGGACAUGAAGAGGAACUCCAGACUGGGGGUGCUGUAUGAUCUCGACAAGCAAAUCAAAACUAUUGAGCGGUACAUGCGCCGCCUGGAGUUCCACAUUAGCAAGGUGGAUGAGUUGUUUGAGGGGUUCUGCAUCCAGCGGCGUCUGCGUGACGGAGCCAGUAAGAUGAAGCAGGCCUUUAGCUCCUCCCCCUCCAGCAAGAGCACCCGGGAGAGCCUCACCGAGGUCAACCGCAGAUACAAAGAGUACACAGAGAACAUGUGCACGUUUGAGGGGGAACUAGAGAACCUACUGGGAGAGUUUCACAUCAAGAUGAGAGGUCUGGCCGGCUUUGCCCGUCUGUGUCCAGGGGAUCAGUAUGAGAUCUUCAUGCGGUACGGUCGGCAGCGGUGGAAGCUGAAGGGGCGCAUCGAGGCCAACUCUCGUCAGAGCUGGGAUGGCGAGGAGAUGAUCUUCAUGCCCCUCAUCACCGACCUCAUCUCUAUCAAGGUGACGGAGCUGAAGGGCCUGGCGACCCAUGUUCUGGUGGGCAGUGUGAUCUGCGAGACCAAGGACCUCUUCACCGCCAUGCCCCAGGUGGUGGCCGUGGACGUCAAUGACCUGGGCACUAUCAAGCUCAACCUGGAGGUCACCUGGUACCCGUUCGACGUGGAGGACCUGACGCUGUCCACAGGGAACGUCAACAAGGCUACGGCUCUGCAGAGACGCAUGUCCGUCUACAGCCAGGGCACCCCAGAGACGCCCACCUUCCAGGACACCUCCUUCUUCUCCACGCUGCCAGAUGACGUCUUUGAAAAUGGUGGCUGUGGAGGCGAGUGCAAGCGCCUGUCCUUCACCUUCACGGACACGCCCAUCUCUAGCCCCGACCCCAACCCCAGCCAAUCAAACCCCGAGAUCACGGUCACGCCCCCUGAGACAGACGCCCCCCCUCCCCUCCCUCUGGAGGAGGAGGAAGAAGAGGAGGAGGAGGUGGAGGAGGAGGUGGGAGGAGGAGGAGGAGGAGGUGGAGGAGGAGGUGGGGAGCAGCGAGGUGAAUCGUCGAGCGUGAGUGUGAGUGUGAGCGUGAGCGCCAGCGAGGUGGACUGGGAGUGGGAACACGGCACGGGCAGCAGCUGUGGUCACCAGCGUUCCGCUGCCCCCUCCCUCUGCUCCGACUCCCAGCUGUCCGCUGUCGGCCCCGAGGACGUGCUCUUCCUGGACCCAGGCGUCCCCGACAUUCCCGGCGUUCCGGACGAGGCGUCGGAGGAGCUGAAGCCGGUGGAGCUGGACGCUGAGGGGGGCAGCCUGACACGGCAGCUGGUGAGGAGACUCACGUCGUCAGACGUUCUGCCCGAGGCCGAGGCGGCGCCCGUGGGAACCCAGAGCUGGACAGGAGAGGGAGAGGGAGCGGGCGGCGUGGGGCAGGGGCUGGCGUCGGAGGGGGCAGAGGCCCAGAGCUGGGCAGGGGAGGGCAGCAGAGCGUUCCUGGAGAGCAGUCUGGACGAGGCCAUCCAGAGCCUGCUGCUGCGCCUUGAGGACAUCCCCCAGCGCUGCCGAGAACUGCAGGACCUGGAACAGGAAGUGAUGCGGCUGGAGGACCUGCUCAAGUGUCGCCUGCCUGCCCAGCGUAGCCGCUCGUCCAGUCUUAGUCUGACGGUGGAGAGUGCGCUGGAGAGCUUUGACUUCCUCAACACCUCCGACUUCGACGACGACGACACGGGGGAUGACCCCAGCACCCUGCCGCGCACCGCCCUCUACCACAUGGAGGCCGACAGGAUCGGGCGUGGGCAGCACCCCGAGGCUCGUGGGCACCUGAGCGAAGCCCUGACGGAGGACACGGGUGUGGGCAACAGUGUGGCCGGCAGCCCCCUGCCCCUGACCACCGGCAACGAGAACCUGGACGUGGCCAUCGUCAUCCACCUGCAGUAUUGCAACCACCUGGUGCAGCUCCUGUCUGGCGGUGGGUGUGUGAGUGUGUGUCAGCGGAAGUCUCACCUACGGAAGCUCUCCGCUCAGACUCACCUGCUGGAGGACCUUAGUGACCUCAGCACCGAGCGACUGGCCAACGUCAGCACAGCAGUGGACGUGUUGCCAGGCCUGGCGGAUAAGCCCGCUCUGCUGUCCCUGUGGUCGGAGUGUAGUGGGGGUUGUGGGGGUCUGUUCCACACCACACUGGACCGAGUGCUUACACACCUCCACCGCUGCCUCACACACACCCUGCCGGACACACUACCCCUCAGCCCAGACACCGUGAUCCGGCUGGUGGUGAGUGAGAUGGUGGACCGCAGUGAGCUGGCGUCUCCAGCGGCCGGUUCUGCGUCUGCUCUGGCCCAGGACGUUCUCACGGUGUUCCAGUUCCACCGCUACGCCACAGAGAACCGAGUGGGCAACAUGCAGGAACACCUGCAGCAGCUGGCCGCAGAAGUGGUGUUAGCAGAGACUCUGAGCUCAGGGGACAGCGAGAGGUCACUGCAGGAGCUGGAGAAGGUGUGUGUGUCCUCGCUGCGUCCCCGUGUGUCCACCCUGGCCGCUGUCGCUGCACUCCUGACCUCAGAGGACACACACCUCAGCAAGGCCGCCAUGUCCUUCCUCACCUCCGCCGCCGCACACACACUCUUCAGGUCAAAGGCUGUAGAGUGGUACACACAGGCGCUCUCUGAGGUCGGAGUUCACACACAGAGAGCAGCUUGUGCUGCCCUCAGCUGUCUACAGGCGACGGAGAGCAUCGGUGCCAUGGUGACCCUGUGCCACUCCGCCGAUGAAGAGCUCCGCCACCUCGCCAUCGAAACGCUUCUGACCUUUGGUGAGGAGGGGCGCCUGGCGUAUGAGCAGCUGGACAUGGUGUCCAGGGAGAUGGUCCGACUGGGCACGCGCCGAAGCACCGCCGUCACCACAGCCUUCUGAGGUCGCCAUGGGAAACGGCCGCCGUGGAAACCACCACUAUGGGGGCGGGCAUCAUGAAAUCUGCCCCCUCAUCCAAUACUCCUCAGCCUUGAGCAUGAAUCAACACACACACACACACUUAAACAUACAGACACUCACCCACACAAGUAUGCACACAUUCUGUCUUGCUUACACAAACACACACACACACACACACACACACACACACACACACACACAUUCAGAUACAUACACAUAUGUGCUCUCUCACAAACACAAAACAUACACACAUGCAACCCAAGGGCCCAAGAAGAGGUUCUAUUGAGGGCCCGAGAAGAGGUUCCUCCUCUGGAGUUCUAGACUGUUUGGAUCAGAACCUCUGUGUCUAGAACACAAUGAAGCCAUCUUACUUCUGUGCAAUUAACAUGAUUAUUACGCGUUAAUCAUUGGCGUCCAUGAUAUUCACAUUAGCGUUAAUAAUAGCCAUAAUCAUGUAAUAGCUACAUUGGUGUAUAUUCCUCCAGUUCCUCUUAUAGUUCUUGUUUAGUUCUUGUUUAGUUCCUGUUUUGGUUUUGUGCGUUGAAGUUGCACUGCAGCAGGCUUGUACAUAUGCCCCCCCCCCCCCCCCCCCCCCCCCCCCCCCCGCUCUGCUUCAGGGAUGUGCAGGGGCAGCCAGGCUGUGUGUGGGUGUGUGUGUGUGUGGGGGAGGCUCUGCUUCAGGGAUGUGCAGGGGCAGCCAGGCUGUGUGUGGGUGUGUGUGUGUGUGGGGGAGGCUCUGCUUCAGGGAUGUGCAGGGGCAGCCAGGCUGUGUGUGGGUGUGUGUGUGUGUGGGGGAGGCUCUGCUUCAGGGAUGUGCAGGGGCAGCCAGGCUGUGUGUGGGUGUGUGUGUGUGUGGGGGAGGCUCUGCUUCAGGGAUGUGCAGGGGCAGCCAGGCUGUGUGUGUGUGUGUGUGUAUGUGUAUGUGUGUGUGUGUGUGUGUGCGUGUGUGUGUGUGUGUGUAUGUGUGUGGCAGGGAUGUGCAGGGGCAGCCAGGCUGUGUGUGGAGGGCUCCAGGCACCCCGUCAUGUGAUGGUGUAAUGAGGGGGGUGUAGUGAGGAGAGGGGGGGCUGACCAUUUGUUCCUCUCACACACACCCUCCGCUAGGUCAUGACCUCAGUCAGGGAUUGGGUGACCUUUGUGUGACCUCCUGGUGGGGAGUGUGUGUGUGUGUGUGUGUGUGUGGGUUCGGGUCCAGAGGUGGUGAGCUUUGAGGAGAAGCACAGCCCAUCAGGGAGACAGGACGCGGACACCCACUAUCAGAUUAAUGGUACCAACCCAGGAGCAGGAAGAGUGGACCUUUGGGUUGGGUUCUGUGUGAGUGGACCUUUGGGCUGGGUUCUGUGUGAGUGGAUCUUUGGGCUGGGUUCUGUGUGAGUGGAUCUUGGGCUGGGUUCUGUGUGAGAGGAUCUUUGGGCUGGGUUCUGAAGAGUGGAUCUUUUAGGUUGGGUUCGGCUUGUGUGUUAGCGAUCUUACUGUGAAUGCGGCCCCUGAGACGGGUUCUAAGCGGCCCCUGAGACUGGGGUUCUAAGCGGCCCCUGAGACUGUGGUUCUAAGCAGCUUCAAGCGCUACGUCUCUUUACUACUGAGUAGAGGGUGAACCAGGACGAGCUUCUGUUUUUUAGUAUUCUUUUUUCAGCUUGGUUCUCCUCUUGUAUGUAUUUAUUUUGUAAACAAAUGCAGUUGUUUUAAACAGUGCAAUGCUAAUAUCUUUCUGUAAUUUGUAUUAAUUCUUGUUUUUGAUGAUGAGCACAGAUUCUGUUGUUAAUGUGUUUUUGGGUUUGACGUUCAGCCCAUAUCUGACCGCGGGAUCUGGGACAGACAUGAGUCUGAUCUAGCUCACAUCUGGCUCUGAUCUGGCUCACGGCUGGCUCUGAUCUGGCUGUCAUGUGGGGAAUGGUGAGAAGCCUUUCAGUCGUAGGGAACACAUAUCAGUGGUCUUGAGACUGCAGCAUAUUCAACCUGAUUCUGUUUGAUCAA
Messenger RNA from Alosa sapidissima (American shad), 5548 nucleotides. It is a transcript of the gene ripor2, whose product is annotated as RHO family interacting cell polarization regulator 2. The record is from RefSeq and is a predicted model, not a curated record. Lineage: Eukaryota; Metazoa; Chordata; Actinopteri; Clupeiformes; Clupeidae.